Molecule: messenger RNA, 1131 nt
Organism: Quercus robur (English oak)
Lineage: Eukaryota; Viridiplantae; Streptophyta; Magnoliopsida; Fagales; Fagaceae
Product: protein ASPARTIC PROTEASE IN GUARD CELL 2-like
Exons: 1
Coding region: 1-1131 (376 amino acids)
Biological process (GO): proteolysis
Molecular function (GO): aspartic-type endopeptidase activity
Source: RefSeq, a predicted model, not a curated record
AUGAAACGUGAUGCCAAAAGGGUUGUGUACCUUAUGAAUCACAUGGAGCAAGUCGAUUUUGUGGGAGAAGUUGUUUCUGGUGUGAAUGAAGGAGUUGGUGAGUACAUCAUUCCGAUAGAGAUAGGUUCCCCACCAAUAGCCCAACAUGUAAUCAUGGACACUGGGAGUGACCUAAUCUGGGUACAAUGCCAAAAGUGCCAGCAAUGCCAUAGCCAAUUUGACCCUAUUUUUGAUUUGGCACGAUCUUCUAGUUACACAGAAAUACCAUGUGAUUCUUCAGCUUGUGAUAGACUCAAUGGAAAGCAGGAUUGUGAUCACGAGCGUAGUUGCUCAUACCGGGCAUCAUAUGCUGAUGUGUCUGAGUCCAAGGGAACCCUUGUGUUUGAAACUAUAGUGUUUGGGGACGUCAGAAUCCUAAACAUGGCUAUAGGGUGUGGUUAUACGAACAAGGGCACAUUUGGUCAUCAGGCUGGGAUUAUGGGAUUGGGAGCUGGACCCUUAUCCCUUGUGUAUGAGAUUCCAGUUGGUGGAUUUUUCAGCUAUUGUUUACCCAGCAGAGAUAGCCAGGUGUCUGGAUCACUUGUGAUAGGAAAAGAAGCUAUCUCAACAGGUUCUGUAUGGGUUUCUUUGCUUUCCAGCAUAAAGAACCCAAGUUUUUACUAUGUUCGGAUGAUAGGGCUUGGAGUCGGAGGCAUUCGACUACCUAUUUCCGAAGAUAUUUUUCAUCUAACAGAAUUAGGUGAUGGAGGAGUGAUCAUAGACUCGGGGACCACCGUGAGUAGAUUUCCAAAAGUAGCUUAUGAAGCAUUCUGUGAUGCUUUUAUUGCACAAACCAUGGACAUCCCUCGAGCACCCGGAGUGGAUUUGUUUGAUACUUGUUUUAGCCUACCCAACACAAUAGAUGUGCCAUCAGUGUCUUUCCAUUUCUGGAGUGAUAUUGGUGAGGUAUCACUCGUGAUUCCACCAAGAAACUUUCUUGUUGCUGUAGACAAUAUGGGAACAUAUUGUUUUGCUUUCGCUCCAUCACCUGCCUCAUUUUCCAUCAUCGGGAAUAUCCAGCAAGAGCAGAUCAAGAUUUCAUAUGAUACAGUUGGUAGAACUUUGGGAUUUGGUCCUGACCUUUGCAUGUAA